Molecule: messenger RNA, 2133 nt
Organism: Carassius auratus (goldfish)
Lineage: Eukaryota; Metazoa; Chordata; Actinopteri; Cypriniformes; Cyprinidae
Product: tryptophan 5-hydroxylase 1-like
Exons: 10
Coding region: 1-1500 (499 amino acids)
Biological process (GO): aromatic amino acid metabolic process; serotonin biosynthetic process
Cellular component (GO): neuron projection
Molecular function (GO): iron ion binding; tryptophan 5-monooxygenase activity
Source: RefSeq, a predicted model, not a curated record
AUGCUGUCCAACAAGCUUGACGGCCAGCGUCGAGGACGCUCUUUUGACUCCAUCAAUAAGAGGUACGAAGACAAGCAACUCAACAAUGAGACAGAGGAGAACAAAGACAAGAUAUCUUCCUCCAAGAGAGAACAUGCUGCAAUUGUCUUCUCUCUGAAGAAUGAAGUCGGAGGGCUUGUGAAGGCAUUAAAACUAUUUCAGGACAACCAGGUAAAGCUUUUGCAUAUUGAGUCCCGUAAGUCCCGGCGGCGUAACUCAGAGUUGGAAGUUCUGGUGGAUUGUGACAGUGAUCGAGAAACUCUAAAAGAGGUUGUUCAGCUGCUGCGCAAACAAACAAGCAUUAUAACCAUGGACUCACCUGAUAGGUUCUCGACUCCUGCAAACGGUACUGUGUUUUGUUCCUUCAUUAGAGAGAUGAGUAAGGCACAGAAAUGUGUAUAUAAAUCUGUGAAAAUACAUUUUUCAGAUCUUGCUGAGGUGCCUUGGUUCCCCAAGAAGAUCUCAGAUCUUGACAAGAUUGCCUGUCGUGUUCUGAUGUAUGGUUCAGAUUUGGAUGCGGAUCAUCCGGGAUUCAAAGACAACAUUUAUCGUAAGAGAAGGAAAUAUUUUGCUGAUCUUGCCAUGAGUUACAAACAUGGAGAACCUAUACCACGUGUAGCGUUUACCGAGGAAGAGGUGAAGACGUGGGGUGUAGUUUUUCGGGAGCUGAAUAAGCUGUACCCCACACACGCCUGUCGAGAGUUUCUGAACAACCUGCCUCUGCUCACCCAGUACUGUGGCUACAGAGAGGACAACAUACCGCAGCUGGAGGAUGUGUCCAACUUCCUGAGAGAGCGAACUGGCUUCACCAUUCGCCCUGUUGCUGGGUAUUUGUCACCGAGAGACUUUCUAGCUGGUCUGGCCUUCAGAGUGUUUCACUGUACACAAUAUGUGCGUCACAGUUCAGAUCCUCUCUACACUCCUGAACCGGACACAUGUCAUGAGCUGCUGGGUCAUGUUCCUCUGUUGGCCGAACCCAGUUUUGCACAGUUCUCUCAGGAGUUAGGACUGGCUUCUCUCGGUGCGUCUGAUGAUGCUGUGCAGAAGUUAGCAACAUGCUAUUUCUUCACGGUAGAGUUUGGCCUGUGUAAGCAGGAGGGUUCGCUCCGAGCAUACGGCGCUGGACUUCUCUCCUCAAUCAGUGAACUUAAGCACUCUCUCUCAGGCUCUGCUAAAAUCCUGCCCUUUGAGCCCAGUGUCACCUGUAAACAGGAGUGUCUCAUCACCACCUUUCAAGAUGUUUACUUCGUUUCAGAGAGUUUUGAGGAAGCCAAAUUUAGAAUGCGUGAAUUUUCAAAGACAGUCCAGCGUCCAUUCUCUCUGCGGUAUAACCCGUACACACAGAGCGUGUGUGUGCUGAAGGACAUGCCCAGCGUCACCGAUGUGGUCGAGGAGCUCAGACACCAGCUGGACAUUGUAGGAGACGCUCUCUGUCGACUCAGUGCACACCUUGGUGUCUGAAGUCAUUAUGACUCUUGCUCAUAUUAAUAGCAUUUAUUACUUCUGUCUCUCAUACCAAGGCACAUUACUCAACAUUCAACACUACAAUAGUAUUAUCUCAUUAUCGGCCUUCUCUGACUUAAUGUCUCUGUGAGCCCCUUUCCUCUGCUACUGAAAAUCUGCUUAAUACCACAAAGCACUUAAAUAUCCAAACACUGUUUUUAGGAGAGUCUCUUUAAAUACACAGAGUCCUGGUGAUCUCAUGAUCACUAUAUUCAUACAGUCUGGAUACUCUAAUCUCUUCUCUGCUCCAAAUUCAGUCUCUGUAAACACACAGGAAACAUGGAAAUGGUUCAUAAUUGUAGAGUUUAGAGAAUCUUCAGAGACAAGAGUUAGGUUUGAAAAGCACUCCUACAAUGUUGUAUCUUGAGGCUGUCACACAUUUGUUAUAGUCGUUAAAGAUGAAACUUAGAUGACACUAAUUCUUAAUCCUAAACUUGUUGUGUAUUCUCUUUCCCAACAUCAAACCUACUGUACCUUCUUGGAAAUAGAGCCAUUUUAUUUUUUAUUGGGGUUUGUGAUAUGAAAUAUGUAAAUUUUACUGAAACCGUUGUGUAUAUUGUUUUGCAUUCUGAAGACUGUAAUCCUUGCUGU